Messenger RNA from Pollicipes pollicipes, 2039 nucleotides. Its product is annotated as serine/threonine-protein kinase tousled-like 2. Gene Ontology annotation, cellular component: nucleus. Gene Ontology annotation, molecular function: protein serine/threonine kinase activity; ATP binding. The record is from RefSeq and is a predicted model, not a curated record. Gene Ontology annotation, biological process: peptidyl-serine phosphorylation; intracellular signal transduction; chromosome segregation. NCBI's taxonomy places the organism in Eukaryota, Metazoa, Arthropoda, Thecostraca, Pollicipedomorpha, Pollicipedidae.
ACCGCCGCCGUGGCCGCCUCACCCGCCGCUGUCACGGCGCCCGCCACCAGCAAGCUAGUACAAACGACGAUGACUGGCGUGGACUUUCGGGAGCUGGAGAGCCAGGCGGCGUCCAACGACGAGGCGCGGCGCGACAAGAUAGAGGAGAUGGGUCGGACGAACGAGGAGCUCCGGCGUCAGCUGAAUGCCCAGCAGAAGCUGGUCGAACAGAACAAGUCCAAUCUGGACAAGUGUGUGGACAUGGUGAAAAAACUGCUCAUCGAAAAGAGCAAAAUCGAGAAGAAGGAGUGCCGCCAGAAGUGCAUGCAGAACCGGCUGCGACUGGGCCAGUUUGUGACGCAGCGGGUUGGGGCCAGCUUCCAGGAGAACUGGACGGACGGCUACGCAUUCCAGGAGCUGACCAAGAGGAUGGAGGACCUGUCCGCCUCCCGGGAGGAGCUCGACCGCCAGAAGAAGCUGCUGGCCAAGCGGAAGCCGACGAGCGCCGAGAGCGCGCGGAAGCGCGGCGGCGGCGCCGGCACGGCCCAGCAGAACGGCGGCGAGUUCGUGCGGCCCGAGGACCCCGGCCGUCUCAGCGGCCAGGAGUAUUACGAGGCGGACGAAAUCAUCAAGCUGCGGCAGGCCUCGCUCAAGAAGGAGGACACGGACCUGACGCUGGAGAUGGAGAAGCUGGAGCGUGAGCGCAACCUGCACAUCCGCGAGCUGAAGCGCAUCCACAACGAGGACCAGUCGCGCUUCAACAACCACGUGGUGCUGCACGACCGCUACCUCUUCAUCCAGCUGCUGGGCAAGGGCGGCUUCUCCGAGGUGCACAAGGCGUUCGACCUCAAGAAGCAGCGGUACGUGGCGUGUAAGGUGCACCAGCUGAACAAGGACUGGAAGGACGACAAGAAAGCCAACUACAUCAAGCACGCACUUCGGGAGUACAACAUUCACCGGACGCUGAAUCACCCGCGGGUGGUGGAGCACUACGACGCUUUUGAGAUCGACUCCAACUCGUUCUGCACGGUCAUGGAGUACUGCUCGGGCCACGAUCUCGACUUCUACCUGAAGCAGCACAAGGUGAUCGGCGAGCGGGAGGCGCGCUCCAUCAUCAUGCAGGUGGUGUCGGCGCUCAAGUACCUCAACAGCAUCCACCCGCCGGUCAUCCACUACGACCUGAAGCCCGGUAACAUUCUGCUGGUGGACGGCGACGUUCUGGGCGAGGUGAAGAUCACCGACUUCGGGCUCAGCAAGGUGAUGGACGACGACAACUACAACCCCGAGCACGGCAUGGACCUGACCUCGCAGGGCGCCGGCACCUACUGGUACCUGCCGCCCGAGUGUUUCGUCGUCGGCAAGAACCCGCCCAAGAUCUCCAGCAAGGUGGACGUCUGGAGCGUGGGCAUCAUCUUCUACCAGUGUCUGUACGGCAAGAAGCCGUUCGGCCACAACCAAUCUCAGGCAACCAUCCUAGAGGAGAACAUCAUUCUGAAGGCCAAGGACGUGCACUUCCCCAACAAACCCACCGUGAACUCGGAAGCCAAGGCGUUCAUCCGCUGCUGCCUGCAGUACCGCAAGGAGGAGCGGUACUGCGUGCGUUCGCUCGCCGAACACCCGUACCUGCAGCCGGCGGCCGGCAAGCGACAGAGCGGCGGCGGCGGCGUGGCCGCUGCUGCCGCGGCCGCUGCCGCCUCCUCCACCUCCACCCCCUCGCAGACGGCCUCGAGCGUGCAGACGGCGGCCGGCAACUCCAACAACUCUGGCGGCGCCGGUGUGGUCAGCACCUCGUCCAACUCGUAGCGAGGCCCGGCGGCCCGCCGCGCGCGGGCGCCCCCCUGUGCUGUGACUUCAGUGUGAUAUGGACGGCCGCGGCGUGCGCAGCGUCGGAAGGGGCGGCCGACGCUCGGCGGAAGCUCCGCCGGGGAAAGUACGUAAUUUACUCAUUAUUUAACGCGUGUGCGCGGCGGCGGCCGCGGCGUCGUAUGCAAUGUACAGACUGGCGGCCGAUUCGGCCCAGACCUUGUUGUGUUUCAGUCAAAUAUAUCAAAAUUGUUUGU